AUGAAGAUGUUGACCAAAUUUGAGUCCAAGUCCUCCAGGGCCAAAGGUGUGGCUUUCCACCCCAAAAGACCCUGGUGCUUGGUCUCGCUCCAUUCAUCAACAAUCCAACUUUGGGACUAUCGUAUGGGCACCUUAAUUGACAGGUUUGAAGACCAUGUUGGUCCAGUACGUUGUGUUAACUUCCAUCCAACUCAGCCUUUGUUUGUUUCUGGAGGUGAUGAUUAUUCAAUCAAAGUUUGGUCGUUGAACACUAGGAAAUGUAUCUUUACCCUUAAUGGUCACUUGGACUAUGUCCGUGGUGUUUCAUUUCACCAUGACUUACCAUGGAUCAUUAGUUGCUCUGAUGAUCAGACUAUCAGAAUCUGGAAUUGGCAAAACAGACAAGAAAUUGCAUGUUUAACAGGACACAAUCAUUAUGUUAUGAGUGCGCAAUUCCAUCCAACUGAAGAUUUAAUAGUUUCGGCCUCUUUGGACCAAACUGUAAGAGUUUGGGAUAUCUCAGGUUUAAGAAAGAAACAUUCAGCGCCCACGAGCUCCGUACGCUCUUUUGAAGACCAAUUGCAAAGACAACAGUUGCCGCAACAAGAUAUUUUUGGUAAUGUUAAUGCUAUUGUCAAGUAUGUUUUGGAAGGCCAUGAUAAAGGUGUCAACUAUGCCGCAUUCCACCCAACCUUGCCAUUAAUUGUUUCUGCUGGGGACGAUAGAUUGGUGAAAUUAUGGAGAAUGAGCGAUACAAAGGCAUGGGAAGUUGAUACUUGUAGAGGACAUACCGGAAAUGUUUUAAGUGCCAUUUUCCACCCGCACCAGGAUAUGAUCCUAAGUGUUUCGGACGACAAGACCAUCAGAGUCUGGGACUUGAAUAAGCGUGUCCCAAUCAAGCAAUUUAGAAGAGAAAAUGAUCGUUUUUGGCUCAUUGCUAGCCACCCGACCAUCAAUCUCUUUGCUGCAUGUCAUGACUCUGGUGUAAUGGUUUUCAAAUUGGAAAGAGAAAGACCAGCACAUGCAUUGUUCCAAAACAAGUUGUACUAUGUCAAUGCUGAAAAACAAGUGCAAGCUUUUGAUUUCCAAAAGCAAGAGACAUCUUUACCGAUGAUGUCAUUGAAAAAGAUUGGCAAGACAUGGUCAUUUAUGAGAACAUUGUCAUAUAAUCAAAGCGAUAAUUCCAUUUUGGUUGUUCACGGUGAGGGCGACAACUCCAACUAUGCGUUGAUCACAUUGCCCAAGCACGCCACCGGUGCUAUCGAGCCAACUGAUAUCAGACAAGGUGAAGGCAAUUUCGCAGCAUUUAUAUCACGUAAUCGUUUUGCUACAUUCAUUAAAUCCUCAAAGACUUUGCAUGUAAAAGAUUUGAGCAAUAAUGUUACAAAAACAGUGCAAUUGGAUUCUUCAGUAGUUGAUGUCUUGCCUGGUGGACCUGGACGGGUCUUGUUGGUUAAACAACAUUCAGUAAUCAAUUAUGAUGUGCAACAACGUAAAGAGUUGUCUGAGCUCAGUGUCAACAAUGUCAAGUACGUUAGCUGGUCCAACGAUGGUCAAUAUUUGGCUCUUUUGUCAAAGCACACCAUAACCAUUGCUUCGAAAGAUUUGGAAUUGAUCACUUCGAUGCACGAGACAAUCAGAAUCAAGAGUGCUGCUUGGGACGACUCUGGUAUUUUAUUGUACUCUACAUUGAACCAUAUCAAGUACACUUUACUCAAUGGUGACAAUGGUAUCAUCAAGACAUUGGAGAAUACUGUGUACAUCACCAAGGUCCAUGGUGACUUGGUCUAUUGCUUGAAUCGUGCAGGUCAAGUCGAAGUCAUCAAGAUUGACCCUACAGAAUAUAGAUUCAAGCGUGCUUUGGUGAACAAGAACUUCAAUGAAGUAUUGAGGUUGAUCAAGAACUCCACUUUAGUUGGUCAAAACAUUAUUGCAUACUUGCAAAAGAAAGGGUUCCCUGAAGUGGCUUUACAUUUUGUUCAAGAUCCAGAGACCCGAUUUGAUUUGGCUUUGGAGUGUAGUAACUUGCAAGUUGCUUUAGAGCAAGCCAAGAUUUUGAAUGACGCUAAGAUUUGGGAAAAAUUGGGCGAGGAAGCAUUGUUGCAAGGUAACACUGAGGUUGUUGAGUUUGUUUACCAACAAUUACACUUGUUUGAAAAAUUAUCCUUUUUGUAUUUGUACAAGGGCGACCAAGAAAGAUUGAACAAGAUGACGACCAUUGCUCAACAUCGUGGGGACUUGUCCGCAAUUGUUCAAAACACUUUAUACAACAAUGAUGUACAAAAGAGAUGUGAAGUCUACAUUCAAAGUGGAAUGCUUCCCUUGGCCUAUACAUUGGCCAAGUCUAACGGCUUGGACGAAUUUGCCGCGCAGAUCUUGGAAGAAGCCGGUGUCUCUGAAAAAGAUGUAGUGUUGCCAGAGUUGGGAGAGACUGUUCCAUUACCACAGCCUAUUGCCGAGCCAAUUACUAACUGGCCAUUAAAAGACUCGUCGUUGUCAUUCUUUGAGAAUGCAUUGCUCACUGGAAAAGUUGAGAAUUUGAGUCUUGAAGAGGAGAGCACCACUCCAAUAUCUUCUACCGGUGUUGUUGAUGUAGGAGCUGCCAAUUUAGACUUUGAUGACGAGGAAUACAAGGAGAGCAGAGAUGACGAUGAUGAUGAUGAUGGCGGUGCGUGGGAACUUGACGAUGAUUUGGACAUUGAUGAUCAAGAUUUGCAAGGCGAGGAUGAGCAGAUCGACGCUUCAGUUACGAUUGUUGGUGAUAAAGAAGUAGGUGACUGGUUGCGUAAUGCCAAAACGCCUGCCACAUAUGUAGCUGCUGGAGCCUUUGAACAAGCAUCGACAUUGUUGAACAAGCAAGUUGGUGUAACUAAUUUCGAGCCAUUGCGUGAAAGAUUUUUACAAGUUUACGGUGCCUCCAAAUUGUAUUUACCUGGUGCAGAUGACUUGCCUGCUAUGAAGACAUAUAUUCGUGAAAAUUCCGAAGAGGAGGAUCCACGCAAGAUUGGGCCAUUUGUUCCUGGGUACGAUACAUUGGAAGAUCAGCUCUCACUUGCAUUUAAGAAGUUUAAAGCUAAUGAGUUGGCCGAGGCAAUCAAGACUUUUAAAUCAGUGAUUUACACCAUUGCAGUGUUGAAUGUCAAUGACGAAUCAGCCGAAUCCAAGUGUCAGGAAGUCCUCAGUUUGUGUCGCGAGUACAUUCUUGGUUUGUCCAUUGAACUUGCACGUCGUGCGUUGCCUGCUUCAGAUGUCAAGAGAAAUUUGGAACUUGCUUCGUACUUUACCAAGGUACAAUUGCAACCAGCACACAAGCUCAAUGCAUUAAAUGUUGCAAUGACUCAAUCUUACAAGAGCAAAAACUUUGCCAGUGCCUCGUAUUUUGCUGAAGAGUUCUUGAAGAUCUCAAGCUCGGGUCCUAGGGCAGAGCAAGCUGCAAAGUUGAAAGCAAAGGCCGACGCAAUUGCAAGUGACUCAGUCGAGGUUGACUUUGAUCCAUAUGCUGAAUUCAACAUAUGUUGCGGAAGUUUUACUCCAAUUUACAAAGGUGACCCAAGUGUUUCAGAGGCAUUGGUUGGCGCUAAGUAUAAGCCACAAUACAAGGGAACAUUGAGUGAGAUUACUGGAAUCACAUCAAUUGGUGUUCCAGCUUCCGGUUUGCGUAUACGAGUAUAG
Lodderomyces elongisporus is the source of this 3651-nucleotide messenger RNA. RefSeq names its product coatomer subunit alpha (gene COP1). The record is from RefSeq and is a predicted model, not a curated record. Gene Ontology annotation, biological process: retrograde vesicle-mediated transport, Golgi to endoplasmic reticulum; intra-Golgi vesicle-mediated transport; endoplasmic reticulum to Golgi vesicle-mediated transport. Gene Ontology annotation, cellular component: COPI vesicle coat. Gene Ontology annotation, molecular function: structural molecule activity; protein binding. Bases 1 to 3651 code for a protein of 1216 amino acids. The transcript has a single exon. Lineage: Eukaryota; Fungi; Ascomycota; Pichiomycetes; Serinales; Debaryomycetaceae.